UGCAUGUUGUAAUCUGAAUUUCGAGGUGCACUUUUUCUUGCCUGAGGAUGUCUUAGGUUUUCAUCGGUCAAAUUACAUUCUAAAUUCCAAGUAUAUCUCGGGAAGUGAUUCAGUUUUGUAAAGGAUUUCGAAUCCUCUCCUGUGAUAGUUCGCCUCCAAAGACUAUUAUGAGCUUUGAGGAUUAUGAAACUCUCCCCACGAAUAACGUUCUUGCCCACAUGACGGCAGGUGCCUUUGCUGGGAUUAUGGAGCACUGCAUCAUGUACCCCAUGGAUUCUGUGAAGACGAGAAUGCAGAGUCUCUCUCCAGCAGCCAACACAGGGGUGACAGGAAUCAGGGAUGUAUUUUUUCGAAUGGUAACCACAGAAGGAGUAUGGCGGCCUGUGAAAGGAAUUGGUGUUGUUGUGAUGGGAGCUGGGCCUGCUCAUGCCAUCUACUUUUCCUGUUAUGAAGCCAUAAAAGAUAACCUCACUUCGAGGCACUUCAUGAAUGAUGCAUUUUCAUAUGGAGCUGCCGGUUGUGUAUCCACAGUAAUCCAUGAUGGAGUCAUGACUCCCACUGAUGUCGUCAAGCAAAGGUUGCAGAUGUUCAACAGUCCAUACAAAUCAAUAGUCGAUUGCAUUCAACGCACUUAUCAGACUGAAGGCGUCAAAGCAUUCUAUAGAUCUUACACUACGCAACUUAUGAUGAACAUCCCAUUUCAGAGUAUUCAUUUCAUGACUUACGAAACAGCAACGAACUUCAUGAACCCCGAACGAACGUACAAACCAACUGCGCACAUGGUCUCAGGUGCUAUCGCAGGAGGAGUAGCUGCAGCAGUGACAACCCCCCUAGAUGUUUGUAAAACUCUGUUGAAUACGCAGGAAGGAGAGCGGAAGAUAUCAGGGUUGGUGAAUGCAAUCAAAGCUGUGUACAGACUAGGAGGACCAUUCGGAUAUUUCAGAGGUUUGCGAGCCCGAGUUUUAUUCCAGAUGCCCUCAACAGCGAUUUGCUGGUCCACGUAUGAAUUUUUUAAAUAUAUGUUAAUAUCAAGUAAAUGCUACGAUUCAAAAACUAUCCUUGCAGAGAAGUAUCACCCAAAAGAAGACGGACUUAAAUACAGUCAACCCGGACCUCCUUCGGUGUCGGAGCCGGAAUCUUGGGUUAGUAAUGUUGGCCGGGAAUUACCAGCCAUAUCAUCUAAUUCCCACUUAUUCAAUAACAGUUUGGCUUUUACCACAGUACACAAGGAUACUGUAACGAAUCCUAAUAUGUUGGACUUCACUCGUAGCUAGGAAAUUAUUUUAUCUUCUGUUUUACUUAGUUUGUUUGUGAAAUCUUUACCUAGUUUUUUGUUUUUUGUUUUCAUGGAGACAAUAUGUUUAGUACUCAUUUUUCAAUUUUCAAUUCAAUGAAACUGGGCAAGAUAGUCAACAAAUUGAAGGACAACAGUUAAAAGGAACAGAAAAUGAAAUUCACUUUUUGAAGCUCUUUAAUGUAGGCAUGAUGUACCAAGUGGUUGAAAAAUCCAGCUUCAAUACAAUGUAGCAGGAUAUGAUAUCUCAUUUCAUACCUUAUGAACCGUAUUUUAAAUUUGAUGCACUCAUUUGUGAUGCAUAGGCAGCUUUCAUUCUGUAAGUGGAAGAUGAGCCGACAGAAAUUAUUACUGUCAUUGAGCGAUUUUCCCUUUAUCUUCAAUUAAAUAUUAACUUUUCAUUUUUCAGUUUUUGAAAAGCUUUAGUUUUUCUCCAUAAUUUCAGUCUUGAUUCAACCAAAUUCACUUCAAAGGAGUUUGAGUUCAUUGCUUGUUGUUGAAAGCACUUUUCUUUUGAUUUCAUAAAAAUUGAAUUCUGUAACAGCAGUCUUUUCAAAUCAAAAAACAUUGAGCUCUGCUAUGUGAUCCUACCCCUUCUCCGCCAGAGUGAUUUUUCUUGAACACAGGAUACGUAUUCAAUCAAACUUUCAUUUUUCUUCAGAAAGCAUGCUAAAUUUUGGAACAUUUAUAAAUUAACACUAUCUUUUUCCACUUACCUGUGGAAAUGUGGCGGAGUAAAUUUCCAUGAGUAUUACUUGUGAAGUUACUGAAAUCUGCCACUCACUCAGCAGAGUAUAACCAAUAUCUUGGAAAAUGUAAAAGCUACCAUCCAUCGUUCAUCAUCAUCUUGCUAACUGUUACUCGGUUCAUUAUUUUUCUCGGUUUCUUUUCAUAAUUAAAAAAAAAACAAAAACAAAACAAAAAAAAACAAAGAGCUUUCUAUCUCUUGUUGUAUUUUUUUUUUAUUUAUUUUUUUUAAAGUUGUUUUCAGAGUAUAACUGAAUGGUAGCUCAGUUUGCUUUUAAACUUCGAGGUUGCAAAAUAGGUUUAACAUCUGCUUUGUAGGUUUUAUUUAAAACCAUUGUGAAACCCACUCACAACCAAUGUGCUUUUAUAGUGAUUUAUUCUUUGGGUACAAAAUAUUAUAUUUCCAUGGGGAAUCCCAGUGUAAAGUCUUUCUUUGGGUCGUCAUUGUCCAUACCAAUAAUAAACCUAUUUUUUCUUUUCAAUUAAGUGUUCGUGUGGACAAUAUUGAUCGUAAGGAAAACUUAUCACUGUCAUUGUUAGCCCUCUGUCAAACUAGUGUCUGACAAAAGGCUAACAAGACACUCAAGAGUGUCUUUACCAAAGUAAUCCAAUGAUUUCUUUCUUAGAAGAAGACUCAGCAAAUACACCUCAUUUAGACUUCUUGUUAGAAUCAAAGGACAGAAGGUAGUAGUAAGAAAUUUCUCUAAGUGUCAUGGUACUUGUCUAAUUGGCUUUUUUUUAAUGCUGAUCCCUACUCAUUGUUUCGAUCUUAAUGUGGAAGUCUUUGGUCAACUAUGAACUUAAUUUUAUUCAUUAUUUAUAAUUUUAUAGGCAUUGCGCUUUUUUUUUUCACCAAAUAAUACAUCUUUGUAAGCAGGUAACCUGAACUUUUCGUAUUAAGGUAGUUUUUUAUUUGCACUUUGAAGAUAAUACUUAAGGCAGAAAUUCUAACAUGAGUCUGGAAAAUUCUUUGACUCCUUGGAACUUGCUUUAAAUGCCUUAAGGUGGUUAUGAGAAGGGAUAAUUUCUUAGGGAAGAUCUGAAGUUCUUUUAGGAUGUUUCUAGUCAAGUAGAUUUGAAAGAGAAAUCAAGUCUGGGACGUUCAUAGAGAAUCUUAAAAUUCCCACCUUACGAUCCUCCGUGCUUACAAAGUAGGGCGGCCUAAAAUUUAAGUACGCUGAUAAUGUGCUCUCACUUCUUAAACCAUUAGGAUUCAAUUAAAAAAUUUUCCUGCAAAUUUUUACUAAAGUUGAUUAAUUUAAUCCAUACCUCAUGCAGCUCAAUUUUGGCAUUUAAAUUCAAGGAAAAAAGAAGAAAAAUCUCUGGAAAUAAAGACAUUGUAAGUUUUAUGUCCAAAAUUUUAGUGUUUACAGUGUACAUAUAUUUAGAUACUAAAUCAAUAAAUGGCUCCGUUCUUCUCUAGGUAUCUUGUCACCAAUUAUGCUACAUUAUCUGAGGAAAGAUGGACAGUGGGAUGCAGUAGGUCUCAUGAUGUAUAUGGAUUAAAAUAAUCCAGCUGUGGUAGAAGUGUGAGGGAAACAUUUUUAGUCAAUCAGAUUUAAGGGCAGGAGAACCAAAACAUACUCUCCAUUUGUGCGCUAAGACCAUCCUACUAUGGAAGCAAGUUAUAUAAUUCUAUUUACUUCCUUUUUUUCUGUCUUAAAUUGUUUUACUUUUAAUUAUUCUAGGAUGAUUUUAAAAUAGCUUUUUUAAAUUCUGAAUGCAAUGAUUAUCUAAGAGACUCUUUUCAAAUGGAGUAAUAUUAAGCUGGUACUGUUUUUUUUUAAUUUUUUCUUCUUCUUUUAUCUAUUAGUUUUAUUUUUUUGUUGCUUAACUUAGCUGAGGCUUAAAAUAGCUCUUUAGUGGAAGUUCUUGGAUAAAAAUGUGAAGUUGCAGAAAUGAGUAUAAAUCAAAAUAUUCCAACAUGCUAGACUAAAAUCACUUUCAUGAUCUCCUGUCAUAAAUAACUUGCUGUAAGACACAUGAACAGUAAUUGUCCAGUCUAUUAACAGUAUAUUUUAACAGUAAAACUACUUACUUUAGUGUGACUUUAACUUCAAGAUCCAAAAAAAGUUUCUAAUCAUAAUUUUGGGUAGACGGUGCAAAGAAAUCUACAAAGGUCAAGAAACCCCAUCUUCCAUAAGUCCAUCUUUAUUCUAGCUUGGUCUUAUGCCUCUUUAUGGUUUUGUAAGGAGUAUUUAAGUCUUGCUUUGACGUAUUGAUGCAUUUUGAUAGAAUCAGUAAUGAAAACACCACAAUUGAUCUAUGUAAAUUAUCACUACCGAGCUUUUUCGUUAUCAAAUUUAGUAGUGUGCUGAAAAUUCAAGUGUUUGAAGCUAGUUCAUGGAAAUUUUCUCGAUGAAGAUUUGAAACUUCUCCAUUGUAUUAAUUUUUGUAGACUUUAAAAUUUUACUGCGCAGUGAAACUGACGAAAUUAGUCCUGCAGGUAUAUCAAGUCUCUCCCAAGAUAGAAUGGUUUGAUACAGGCUAUGGCCUGCAUCUCAGGAGAACAUAAUUAUAACUCUACUCAUUUGAAAUUGAAGAGUACAAGCCUGACCCUUGAUUGACACAGAUGUAGGGUUGGCAACUAUCAUUGCUUCGAACUUCCCAUUGAACUGUUGAAACUGCUUGAACAUCUCUUGUGACAUCUCCCCAUUUCUCUUUUGAAUCCAGCAUUACAGAGAUAAUAUUAUACAUUAAUAAGGUAGUUCUUAAUUUUGAUUCAAGAGAUUUCCUCUUUAAUUAAAAUUGGGGCAUCGGAAGAGAAUAUGUCGUGCAUUAAAUAACAAAGUAGAAUUAUUUUUUUAAAAAAUUUGAUCUUCUGUGAUCUUGAUGUAUACGGAGAUUAUUUUUCUAAUUUUAAUUUUUUAAAGGUCAUCAUUGAUGCUCUAUCUAAUAAUUAUUCUUGUUUGUCUCUUCCUAUCCCAAGGCUCCAUGACGAUCCAUCCCUCCCUGCUCUAUCCCAUGCUUUUGAUUCAUUCCUGACCUCUCUCAAACAGUUGUUUCCACUGUAAGUAAGUGAACAGUAUCAAUUUAUUUAGAGGGCAAGAU
Bemisia tabaci is the source of this 5092-nucleotide messenger RNA. RefSeq names its product mitochondrial iron transporter mitoferrin (gene mfrn). Gene Ontology annotation, biological process: iron import into the mitochondrion. The record is from RefSeq and is a predicted model, not a curated record. Gene Ontology annotation, molecular function: ferrous iron transmembrane transporter activity. NCBI's taxonomy places the organism in Eukaryota, Metazoa, Arthropoda, Insecta, Hemiptera, Aleyrodidae. Gene Ontology annotation, cellular component: mitochondrial membrane.